This is a messenger RNA of Ipomoea nil (Japanese morning glory), 2376 nucleotides long. Its product is annotated as nucleolar and coiled-body phosphoprotein 1-like. Bases 197 to 2110 code for a protein of 637 amino acids. The record is from RefSeq and is a predicted model, not a curated record. NCBI's taxonomy places the organism in Eukaryota, Viridiplantae, Streptophyta, Magnoliopsida, Solanales, Convolvulaceae. Gene Ontology annotation, molecular function: protein binding. The transcript is spliced from 3 exons.
UUAUAUAUAUAAACCCACAAAGCUAAACCCAAAGCCGAAUUCUUUCCUCUUCUCCUCCCAUUCAAAAACCCACAAGAAUUAGAAACUCCAAAAUAGAGAAUUCAAUAUAUUAGGAGACGAAGACGAUAGACAAACCAGAAACGGAUAAACCCUAAUCUGAUUUAACAUGGUUUAAUAUGCGCAUAAAAUUGGACGUAUGUAUAUAAAUUGUUUGGUUAUUAUUCUAAGGGGGAAAGGAAAAGGAGUAAUUGUCAUGUCGAAGAUUGCGGAGACGCAGAAGAAGACCGCAUGGAGUACGUGGGAGGAGCUGUUGUUGGCGUUUUCCGUGAAGCGGCACGGGCUCAAGGACUGGGACUCCGUGGCUAUGGAGCUCCGGAACCGGAGCUCUUUGCCUGCCCUCCUCACCGCUCAAAUUUGCGAAGAGAAAUACCGCGACCUCCAACGUCGUUUCACCAAUAGCGAUACGAUUGUCGAGGAGGACGACGGUAGAGGUGGCGGCGGCGGCGACGUCGUUAUUCCCUGGCUCGAGGACUUGCGGCAGCUCCGCGUCGCCGAACUCAAACAAGAGGUCCAUCACCGCGAUCUCUCGAUCCAGUCUUUGAAGUUGAAAGUGAAGCGGAUGGAGGAGGAGAGAGAGCAGAGCAUGAAGGAGAGGCAGGAAAAGGCCAUGAAGCCAGAUCUGGAGGACGGUAGAAAGGAGAAUUCGGCCAACGAUGCGACGGACGGCGGAGGAGAGAAGCUAGAUGGAAUCGUAGGGGAGGUCGUCUCCGGCGGUAACUCCGCCCAUGAAAACCGUUCGUUUAACGAGUCGAAUUCCGUGGAGAAGCGUGAACCGGAUCCGGUUCACGUAACCGAGACUAAACCGGAUCCGCAGGCAAAGCCGGCCAGGGAGAACUCGUGCAAAGAUAGUUCGGAUCGGCACGAGGCGUCCAAGACACGUCAGGAAAGCAAAGGCAAUGACGUGCCAAACGACGAGAGGAAGGAAGGCAGUGACGUGGAAAGCUCCGCCUGCUUAAAGAUGAAGCGGCGGAAGCGAGGGGAAGCGGCCGGCGGAGAACAAGUGGCAGCGAUGUGGUCUCCCGCCAAACGGGCGGGCGCAGUGAAAUCAGAACCGUUGGUUAGGCUUUUAGAUGUUAUCCGGUCUCACAAACAUGGCUCGGUGUUCAAGCGCCGGCUCCAGGUUCAGAAAACAGCCAAGUAUAAGAGCAUAAUCCGGCGGCACGUUGAUCUUGAAACGGUUCAAGCGCGGAUAGAUGACGGCUCCUACUCUUCCUGCUCCACCAAGUUCUACUUGGAUCUCUUGCUGCUCUUCAACAACGCCAUUGUCUUCUUCCCCAAGUCAUCUCCGGAGUCGAUAGCAGCCCAUCAACUCCGCAGCCUUGUCAUGAAGGAGCUCAAGAUCAAGAACAUGAACAACCAAACCCCAUUAUCAUCAUCAACGACGCCUCCUCCUCCCACCAAGGCUCAACCCGACCCCGAACAAGAUAGCUCCGAUUCUUUGCUUCGUUGUACAACGGCGGCCCCUAUUGUAGUAUGCCGCAGGAGGAGCUCCAUUUCAGCUAAAGCUACUGCAGCCCCUGGUGAUGACACGAGUCCAAAGGAAGACGACAGCCUCGCGAAGCUAAAGAUGAAAGAAAGGUCGCCUGUGACGCGUGUGCGGAGCAUGAGGAGGACUAGCAAAGGCCGCCUGAACCUGAACCACUCACAACCUACCAAACAACCCGACGAAGAAGAAGAAGAAGAAGAAGAAGUUGCAAAGGCGGAGAAGAAGAAGAAGAAAGAAGAAGUUAGUAGCAUAGACAAGAAGCGAAAGGCCGCUGACUUCUUGAAGAGGAUUAAUAAGAGUUCCCCUACAAAGGAGACGUCGUCGAUGGAUACGCAAAAGAAGACUCCGCGCGACGGGAGGAGACAGCUGAAGAGAAAUGCCACGAAAAAGAAAGACGGCCCAGCCACGAGGCAAAACGCCGCAAAAAAGUCCAAGGAGGAGGAGAGCUUUCCAGUAAAAAGGAGAGUGGGGCGACCUCGGAGAGAUGCAGCGUCCGACAAGCUUGUGAAGGAACAAGACAAGGAUGAUUAUUCCAAACGACCAAAGAAACGCAUUAGGAGCUAAAACUCGAGUGUAGGACACCUUAAUUUAGUGUAAAUUAUUUAGUGCCGUACUGUACUAGAUAGGCUUGUUUCACACACAAUUCAAAUCCUCCUAGAACAAAUCAGAUUUGGGGAUUAACUAUGUUUUUGGUGGAAAUUACGUUACACUCAUUCUUGACGUGACGAGAUGAAAUUAAUGUCAUCAACUUUUAAAACAUUGGUGCGCUAAUUUCGUUCCGCCACAUCAUGAGUGCACAAUGAAUACAAAUUGUUUUUUUUUUUGUCUUA